CUGAGGCUCACACUGGAGGUUUGAGGCUGAGCGGGGAAGAGCAGAGGGGUCAGAGGUCAUUUCCAGCCACCGCAGCAGUAGCAGCAGCAGCAGUAGCGUCAUGGCAGAGUCAGUUAUACCAGAGAUGCCUCCAGCCAUGUACCUGGAGAAGCCCAGCGUCGACUUCAGCUAUGUGGGCAUCGAUGCCAUCCUGGAGCAGAUGAGGAGGAAGGCCAUGAAACAGGGCUUUGAGCUCAACAUCAUGGUAGUGGGUCAGAGUGGUUUGGGGAAGUCCACACUGAUGAACACACUCUUCAAGUCUAAGGUGAGCCGUAAGUCUUUCCAGGGCACGGCUGAGGAAAAGAUUCCCAAAACCAUCGAGAUCAAGUCCAUCAGUCAUGAUAUCGAGGAGAAAGGAGUUCGAAUGAAGCUGACGGUCAUAGACACACCAGGGUUUGGUGACCAGAUCAACAACGAGAAUUGUUGGCAGCCCAUAAUGAAGUUCAUCAAUGACCAGUAUGAGCAGUACUUGCAGGAAGAGAUCAAUAUUGACAGGAAGAAGAGGAUCCCAGACUCACGAGUGCACUGCUGCAUAUACUUCAUACCACCCACAGGACACUGUCUUAGGCCUUUGGAUGUGGAGUUCAUGAGACGUCUUAGUAAGGUGGUGAACAUCGUUCCUGUCAUCGCUAAGGCUGACACCCUGACUCUGGAGGAGAGGGACUUCUUCAAAAAGAAGAUCAGGCAAGAGCUUCGAGCCAAUGGGAUUGACGUCUAUCCACAGAAAGAGUUUGAUGAGGAUGCGGAGGACAGAACGAUCAAUGAGAAAAUAAGAGAAAUGAUUCCUUUUGCAGUAGUAGGAAGCGACCAGGAGUAUCAGGUCAAUGGGAGAAGGCUAUUGGGAAGGAAAACAAAAUGGGGAACCAUUGAAGAACCCACAUGCAGAACAUUAAAGACAUCACCAGCAGCAUCCACUACGAGAUGUACCGUGUCCGUCGGCUCAAUGAGAAUAACACCCAGGCCAACGGCCUCGGAGAGCACCAUCCGGUCUGCCGUGAAAUCUAACACCCCUCCAGCGCUCUACCCCCCCAUUCCUCACUCCUCUCUAAUCCCCAAACCUCCAUUCACCUUAUGCUCUGUCCCGCCCCCUUCCAUCAGCCAUGAACUGAGGUGAAGCGGUCCAUCUAGAGAAGCACAUAAUGACUUUACCUCCCAGAAACUCCAGCACAGUGCCCUCAAAUCCUCACGCCCACUGCAUGGGCACUGGAGGGCCGAAGAGGUCAAAAAUACAACUGUUAAAGAGCUUCUCCACAUACUGCAUGCGUUUGACUCACUCUGCUGAUGCUUCAGGUCUGUGUCUGUCUGCAGAGGUUGAUUAUGAGGCCGGUUCUGAUUGGUCAAGCUGUGGGAAAAGCUCUUCACAUGCAUCACUCCUCCUUUUGAUAUUGGAAUGAUUUUACAGGAGAUUGCUCAGAAUUCUCCUUUUUAUGUGAUUUGUUGAAUGCUCUCUUAAUAUUUAUGCUUAAUUUUGAGAGAGCCAGAUAAGAGACAAGGCUAAGUCAUCUUUUGAAACCAGAGCUGAUGUGACGGCACCUUAAAAUUUCCAUUCUGCAUUAUAAAACUACAGGUUAUCUGAUGUCUUUCCCUGCUAAAUGAAUACUAGUUGCCUACGGCAUUGUGGAGAACCUUGGUGUGCCACUGCUAUUUGUUUGAUCACAUCCGUGCAAAUAAUUACAGGAAAACUGACUCAUUGGACCCCCGCUACCAUAUAAAAACAGUAAUCUUUGGGAUUUGUGUUGGAAAGGUUAUCCAAAAUGAGUAGUAUUUAUGUUGAUUAAAUGGGAUCGUAACAUGCUUUAAACAAACGAUCUUAUUUAUUGCAAAAUGUGACCUGAACUAGAAGGAGAAUCGCAGUGUGUUCAAUAGGCUUUUAAUUAAUUGUUUAAUAGUUUUUUUAUCAGGCAGUAUUCAGUGCCAUUUAUCUUAAACCUUCCAGACUGCCUCGUUCUCUUCCAUGCCUUAUAUGUGGAAAUCUGCACCAUCUUUUGUCAGUUUAGGUGUCUCGUUUUGUCUUAGCCCAGAGGAAAGAGCCUACAGGAGAGGAAACUCAACGUGCCAUGAUGUCUGUGUGCCUUAAAGCUGCCUGCCUUGUCUGAUGAGGAGCCACUUUUAAGAACGGUGAAAUUCCUCAGGCUUUGUUCUUGUCUGCAAACCUCUUUAUAAAUGCUCGUCAUUGGGAAAAUAUCUUUGUUUUGUCCUGUGCUGUAUAUUCAUAGUGAUUAAAUUUUUGUAUUGGUAUUCAGAGUAACACAAAUAACUUUGAUGUCCUGUUAUUUUAAAGAAAUAAAGAUUUAAAUGGUAAAUAAUUAUUUUG
This is a messenger RNA of Sinocyclocheilus grahami, 2353 nucleotides long. Its product is annotated as septin-9-like. The record is from RefSeq and is a predicted model, not a curated record. NCBI's taxonomy places the organism in Eukaryota, Metazoa, Chordata, Actinopteri, Cypriniformes, Cyprinidae. Gene Ontology annotation, molecular function: GTP binding. The transcript has 9 exons. The coding region runs from base 101 to 1153 and encodes 350 amino acids.